Molecule: messenger RNA, 1583 nt
Organism: Brassicogethes aeneus
Lineage: Eukaryota; Metazoa; Arthropoda; Insecta; Coleoptera; Nitidulidae
Source: the annotation of a GenBank genome assembly
UCCUAUCAUUGUUAACAAUCGCGUGAGGCAGUUCGACAAUAGUGCAAAUGAUUCAUUAAAAAAUAUUUUUUAGUAUUGGCAAAAAAUAAGUUACGUUCGAAACAUGGAUACAAAUAGUAAUAUAUUUAAAGGGACAUCUACACAACUUUUGGCAGCUGCUACAGGAACUUUGGCAGCAAUCUCAGAUGGAAUGCACUAUGGUUGGACUGCACCAGUGAUACCAAUCCUACUAAGCGAUGAAUCCCCUGUAGAAACCACCAUGCACCAGGCAGAAUGGCUGGAAACUAUGCUGAUGCUUGGAGCUUUCUGUGGACUGCCCGGAACGAUUUAUUUUGUGGACAAAAUUGGAAGAAAAUAUUCCUUACUGCUUUCAUCCAUGACGACGUUGUUAUGUUGGACUGUUAUUGGAGUUGCUAAUAGAAUUGAGUAUAUUUUUGCUGCAAGAUUUUUUAGCGGGAUGGCAGGUGAUAUGGCUUUUGUGGCUGCUCCAAUGUAUAUUGCGGAGAUUGCUGAUCAAAAAAUACGAGGGUUUUUAUCCAGUAUUAUAUACUUGAUGAUGCUUAUAGGAAUAUUUUUAAUAUAUGCUAUAGCUCCUUAUACUCCUUUCUACGUGCCAUGUAUUAUUGGGGGUGCUCUUGUUGUUGUGGAGUUAAUAGUAUUCCCAUUUAUGCCUGAAUCACCUUACUAUUUGUUAAGCAAAGAUCGACCAGAGGAAGCCAAACACGCUUUAACAAGAUUUCGUCAAACCAAAAAUAUCGAGAAGGAAUUCGAAGAAAUAUCCAUAGCAGUAAAACGUCAAAGAAGCGAAAGAGGUCGCCCACAUGAUUUAAUUUUAGUUAAAAGUAACCGAAAAGCCCUACUUAUAAUGACAGUACUAAAUGGAUCACAACAUUUCAGUAGUAUAAGCGUAAUUUUAAUGAACCUCCAUUUGAUUUUGGAAGCUGCAGGUUCAAUCUACAUCGACCCCUCUCUAGCUGCAAUCAUAUUCUCCAUUAUUAUGUUUACAGCUGCUUGCACAGCUUCAUUUUCAAUUGACAAAUUUGGUAGAAAAGUCUUACUAACCACCUCUAGUAUUCUAACUGGAUGUUGUCUCUUGAUUAUCGCUAUAUAUUUUACACUAAAAAACACUGGUUACGAUGUCUUACCUGUAAGUUGGAUUCCUAUAGUAUCAGUUAUGGUUUACGCAGCCUCGUUUAAGCUGGGUUUAGGCAUGGUACCUAUAGUGAUGACAGCAGAAUUAUUUCCAACAAAAAUGAAAGCUAUCGGUAUGACUCUCGCAGAUGCUAUGUAUGUUAUUUUCGCUAUAUUUUCAAUACAAAUAUAUCAACUAUUAUCUGACGCAUAUGGAAUACAUGUCCCUUUUUAUAUUUUUGCCUUUUCUUGCUUUGGAACUGCGAUAUUUACUACCUUUGUUAUACCUGAGACAAAGGGGAAAACUUUGGAAGAGAUACAGUUCAUUUUAAAAGGUGUGGUACCACCUCCAAGCACGGUCGAAGAGAAGGAAGAAUUUAUAUAAUUAUUUUAAUUUUUAAAUUUUUAAAUCAAUUAUACUUAUGUUUAUUUUUUAUAUAAGUCAAUGUUCA